This is a messenger RNA of Echinostoma caproni, 714 nucleotides long. NCBI's taxonomy places the organism in Eukaryota, Metazoa, Platyhelminthes, Trematoda, Plagiorchiida, Echinostomatidae. The record is from the annotation of a GenBank genome assembly.
AUGGCAUAUUACGAGUCAAAAAAUAUGAAAUCCAAUAUCGUGAAAUUCCUGUUAAUCACUGUCUGUAUCAGUGGUAUUGUCGCUGAGAAUUGUGAAGAUGUUACUGCAUCUAGUGAUGCAAGAAGCUUUGUUGUGAAACGCGGUAUCAGUGGGUGCCAGUACCGCGUCAAACCAGCCUCCGGUAAAUCGGUGAAGGUCUUUGUUAAUUCGACGAGUGGAACCGAUUGUGUGUACGUGGCCAGUGGAGAUAAAUCGGAAGCACUGUGUCCAACAGGUGCAACGACUACUUUCACAUCUAUCGUGGCGGUUGAUAAGAGUGCGGAAUCCGGUGGGAUUACCACAUCAACGAGCACGGCUGAACCAACGGCAGCUUCAACUGAUGCGACAUCACAAUCCACGAAUGGCAAAGAUGAAGGAGAUAAAACCCCAUCGAAAGGAGAAGAAAAAGUAACUGAACAAGGGGGCACAGAAGAAAACCAAAAAAAGGAUUCAGAAGAAGCAAUGGAGAACGAACCUGAAGCUGAUAGUCACCUGAUUAGGCAAGCCAGAGAUACUACAGGCAGUGGUGGGUCUGUGGACGUAACUGGGUAUUACAUGUUGGGUAAGUGUUCAACAGCGAAACGACUUGGUUCAAAUCAAAUAAUGCAAAAUUUACUCAAUUUUUUGGAUAAAAUAACGUGGCUGUUAACCUCCAACGUUUAUGGAUUCCAUUAA